AUGGCGGAGGCCGCUCUGAGGAGCCCGGCGCAGGGCAGUGUGACGUUUGGUGACGUGGCUGUACACUUCUCCUUGGAGGAGUGGUGUCUCCUUGAAGAGGCUCAACAAUGCCUGUACCGUGAUGUGAUGCUGGAGAACUUGGCACUUAUAACCUCCCUAGGUUGUUGACAUGGCGUGGAGAAUGAGGAGGCACAGUCUGAGCAGACUGUGUCUUUACAAGGAGCGUCCCAAGUUGGUACUUACAAAGACAGUCUGUCUUCCCAAAAGGCUCACACCUGUGUGAUGUGUAGCUUGGUGCUGAGGGACAUUUUACAUAUUCAACUAAAGCAGCUCUUUGGAGAGAAAUGCUUCAGCAGCAAUGUGGACAGAGCCUUGUUUGUGAACAGCAGUGAAUCCCAUUUGACAGUGGAGCCCUCUUCCUGUAAGGAAGUUAGAAAGGACUUCCUAGCCAACUCAGAGUUUCUGUAUCAAGGGUCCACAUAUAUUGAGGAACAGUCAGAAAACAGAAGUAGUCGUCGAAUCGUGGCCAUCUACCUGUGUGGAAAAAUUCAUCAAAAUUAUGGCGAAUUCACAAAAGCAUUUGGCAACAAACAUACCCUUAUUCAGCAACAGAAAACCAAUUCUAAACAACGAAGCUAUGUAUGUGAUCAGUGUGGAAAAUCUUUUAACAAAAGCUAUAGUCUCAUUGAUCACUGGAGACUUCACACUGGUGAAAAGCCUUAUAAGUGUGGGGAAUGUGGGAAAUCCUUUACACAGAGCUCUAGCCUCAUUCAGCACCAGAGCGUUCACACUGGAGUUCGACCUCAUGAAUGUGAGAAAUGUGGGAAAUUAUUUAGCAACAAGUCCAACCUCAUUAAACAUUGGAGAGUUCACACUGGAGAGUGGCCUUAUGACUGCAGCAAUUGUGGGAAAACGUUCAGUGAAAGCUCUGCCCUCCUUCAUCACCAGAGUGUUCACACUGGAGAGAGGCCUUACGAGUGUAGUGAAUGUGGGAAAUCCUUCACCCAAAACUCUAGCCUCAUUGAACACAAGAGUGUUCACACUGGCUUAAGGCCUUACGAAUGCAGUGAAUGUGGGAAAUAUUUUACUCAGAACUCUAGCCUCAUUAAACAGAGAAUUCACACUGGGGAAAAACGUCACAAAUGCACUGAAUGUGGAAAAUGCUUUAGCUAUAGCUCUAGCCUCAUUAAGCACCAGAAAAUACACAGUUGA
Messenger RNA from Nannospalax galili (Upper Galilee mountains blind mole rat), 1212 nucleotides. RefSeq names its product zinc finger protein 154-like. Gene Ontology annotation, molecular function: DNA-binding transcription repressor activity, RNA polymerase II-specific. Gene Ontology annotation, biological process: negative regulation of transcription by RNA polymerase II. The record is from RefSeq and is a predicted model, not a curated record. Lineage: Eukaryota; Metazoa; Chordata; Mammalia; Rodentia; Spalacidae.